GGGCUGCCACGGCAACCGCGUCCAGGCAACGCGCCCGGAAGAGGCUCUGGGAGGCGCGCGGCGGCUCGCGCCCUUCCAGGGUGGGGGAGCCGCGAACCCCGGGCCGGGCCGCGCGCGCGCUGAUUGGAGCGCGGGCCCGCAGCCGGGUUCGCCCCGCAAAGCCCCGCGCUCGCGGCCACCGCACCCAGAGCGCCGGCGACGACAUGGGCAGCCUCGGCGCGCCAGAUCCGCGCGCGGAUGUGAAUUAUUAAGAAGAAAAUGGCCCAACAGGACACCGUACUUCCUUCUCUUGUCAACCAGGAAGGGUAUACUAUCUGGAAAAUAUGCAUCUAAGGGCAAGAAGAGCAUUCUUGUGUCCCUCUCAUGGCUCCUGUAGACCACCACUUCAUGACCCAAAAGGGAGAGAUUUCACGGUGGCCCUGCAAUAGACUUGAACUUCCUGCCAACAGUGAAAUCACUGUGGAGCUUGAGAUGAGUGUUCCCAUUAGCUCUUUGAAUUCAGAAGUUGCAUAUUGGAUGCCUAUGGGGAAAUACCGCUCACAGAAAUACAUCACACAACCUGCAUAUCACAGGUUCUUUCCAAAGGAGCCAUCAUUUAAAGAGUGAGGUGACCUCACAGCCACAUCUGAUUUUCCUGGCUCAUUUUGAAGUAUCAGUUUUUGAUAGCAAACAACAAAAAACUCAAGAAACACCAAAACCAGACCUCAUUUCCAGAUGGUCUUUUUAUGUGUAGUACAAAAUCAUGGUAUCCCAGGCAGGGGACAUAUUAGCUCCCCAGAGUGCCUAGCCCUCCUGAUUAUAUCCUGUGUGGUGCUUGGCCAUCGUUUCUGAUACUGCAUGGCCCCUGUAGGCCUUGGGGCUCAUAAUCAGCGCUUUAGGAGAAGGGAGAAGGAAGCAGUAGGCCUCUGGGAUCAGCUUGAUCUGGCUAUCAAUCACAGUUAAUAUGGGGGAGCCAUAGUAUGUCCAUUCUGCCAGCCUCCUGCUUCUUGGAGAUCACAGAGCCUUCCAGCAGCCCACUUAACUCCAUGGGCAGAAUCACCUUAAAAUCCUGUCUAGCUCUCAAAGUAAACUCUUUUGGGUAGAAACUUUUCCUCAAAUCCUGUUUAGUUUGUGCCGACAGACAUUUUGUACUUCUUUCUUUGGCGAGUCUUAAAUCUGGCUUGGAAGAUUAUCUUUUCCCCAGCAUCUUCCAACCAUGUGACUCCCUUCUGCAGGCGAGUGAAGACCAUGCCCCGACACAGCCAGUCCCUGACCAUGGCGCCGUACUCUUCUGUGAGUCUGGUGGAGCAGCUGGAAGACAGGAUCCUCUGUCAUGAGAAAACCACAGCAGCACUGGUGGAGCAUGCCUUCCGCAUCAAAGAUGACAUCGUCAGCAGUUUGCAGAAGAUGCAGAAUAAAGGGGGAGGUGACCGCUUAGCCAGGCUGUUCUUGGAAGAGCAUAUCAGAAACAUAACCGCCAUUGUGAAGCAACUGAAUCGGGAUAUUGAGGUUCUCCAGGAGCAGAUCCGUGCCAGGGACAACAUCAGCUAUGGAACUAAUUCUGCCUUAAAGACGCUGGAGAUGCGCCAGCUCUCUGGCUUGGGAGAUCUCCGAGGAAGAGUUGCAAGGUGCGACGCCAGCAUAGCCAGGCUCUCUGCCGAGCAUAAGUCGACCUACGAGGGACUCCAGCACUUGAACAAGGAACAGCAAGCAGCCAAGCUUAUCCUGGAAACAAAAAUCAAAGACGCAGAAGGACAGAUUUCUCAGCUUUUGAGCAGAGUGGACUUGUCCAUCUCAGAGCAGAGCACCAAACUGAAGAUGUCCCACAGGGACAGCAACCACCAGCUCCAGCUCCUGGACACUAAAUUUAAAGGCACCGUUGAAGAGCUCAGCAACCAGAUUUUGUCUGCACGGAGUUGGCUGCAACAAGAACAGGAGCGGAUAGAGAAAGAACUUCUGCAGAAAAUAGACCAUCUCUCCUUGAUUGUUAAGGAAAACAGUGGAGCCAAUGAAAGAGACGUAGAGAAGAAACUCAGCCAGAUGUCGGCCAGGCUUGACAAAAUCGAAGAGAGUCAGAAGAGGAAUGCUGAAGGACAGAGAAAGCCGGACGAGGAGAAGGUGCACGGGCGGAUCAGCAAGCUGGAGCUACAGAUGACGGAGGACAUGAAGGAGAUGAAAGCGGAGGUUAAUGCCGGGUUCUCAGCCAUCUAUGAGAGCAUAGGGUCCCUCAGACAAGUGCUGGAGGCCAAGAUGAAGCUGGACAGGGACCAACUUCAGAAGCAGAUCCAGCAGAUGCAGAAGCCAGAGACCGCCAUGUGAAGACGGCUGGGACAAGGACCUGACAGGAGACUGCACGUGGGGCUAAGAGCCAGAUGGCUCUGCAGCCACAUCGUGGCUAUGUUCCGGAUCCCAUCCAGGGUGUGCAUGUGCCAAGAAAUGCGCUCUCAUGGGUCUAAGCGUUUACCUUCAGUCUUGAAAACACCCUUUACUUAAAAUCGUAAAUACAAUUUUUACAACGUUAUUUCCCUAAGUGCAGUUGAGCCCGAUUCCCUCAGAUUUUGAAAGGCUUUUAUGAAUGAAAAGAAUUUAUUUUCAAUGCUUGAUGCUCUAGCCAAGACUACUAUUUUGGAAAAAAAAAAAAAACCCACCAUGGUGAUUUUUCUUUUGAUUAAAAAGUGAAUGAGUUGCUACAGGUAUGUAUUGCCCCUCACCCUACAUUAAGAGAAGUCCUGGUAGAGUUCAGCUUUAAGUCCACAUCUGGAUUGUAUUUUUGUUGUCUAUAUGGUUUUUUUUUUUUAAAUGUUGGGUUUUUUUUUUUUUUUUUUUUUUGUAAAUCACCUGUCUUUUGUAGAGAAGAAGUUUAACACUGGGAGAGAAAAAAAAAAGCCCUGCAAUUUAUAUAAUGAAAAUAGUUUUUUAAAAUUGAUAAUUGCCAUACAGAUUAUAAAUUAAGUAGAAACUUACAACGUUUAUCUAGAUCCCACAAGGCACGAUAUUUAUAUCCACCUAGGGGUACCGGCUUUUACUAUUUAAAGCUAUUUUUGAAACCACUCACAACCUGUGUAGUGAUAGCCAUAUAUUUAAUAAUGGGAUGGUGGCUAAGCAACCUGUUUAUCGAACAGCUAAUUGUUCAUCAGUUGUAAUGAAUGUUAGAAUUUUUCAGACUUUACGAUUUACCUAAAUGUUCCCUAAACAGGCACUACGUGCUAGGGUUUAUAGACAUUUGUUGUAACUGUCUAUCUUGUGCCUUGGUUUUUUUUCUUACGUCGCUGUACUGUCCUCUGUAAAAAAAAAAAAGAAAUUACCCACAAAAUAGACAGUGUGGUAAACACAUCAGGGUUGUGGUGUAAGACUGAGAUCCUAUGUAAUUUUAAGCAUCCUAAUGAUUUCAUCGCUGUCAUGGUGGGCCGCACUCAGCAUCCUUCAUGGAAUAGCUGCACACACCUUUGUAUGGACAGAGAGGCAAAGCGAGACUACAUUUGUAAUACUGCGAGGAGACGGGUGUCCCGGCACCUUUGCAGGCGUUUUAUUUUCAGUUGCCAUGUUUGAGUCAUUGAAGACUUGAGCCUGUGCCAUUUGCACUUCUGUGUUAAAGUGAGGGCACAGAGAGAGAGAGGGAGAGAGAGAGAGAGAGAGAGAGAGAGAGAGAGAGAGAGAACAGGAGCAUUUAAAAGUUCCAAGAACAACACCCCAUCCUUUCCUUUCCUCUCUCAUGUGCAAGGACUCAGGAAAAUCAAAAGCAUUUUCUAUUUCUAGAAUAAACCACACUGAGAUUCUACCUG
Messenger RNA from Mus musculus (house mouse), 3761 nucleotides. It is a transcript of the gene Fam81a, whose product is annotated as family with sequence similarity 81, member A. The coding region runs from base 1228 to 2298 and encodes 356 amino acids. The record is from RefSeq and is a predicted model, not a curated record. The transcript is spliced from 9 exons. Lineage: Eukaryota; Metazoa; Chordata; Mammalia; Rodentia; Muridae. Gene Ontology annotation, cellular component: postsynaptic density; postsynaptic density, intracellular component; glutamatergic synapse.